AGGACGGAGAUAGCAGACCCGCGUCCUAGUUCAAGUGAAGGAGAACUUCGAUUCUCCGGGCAUCUCGCGGAGAAAACGGGCGUUUCUGAAAGAGCGCGAGGACGCUUGGACACCUCAGAGAUGCUUUUUGUGGUUCCAGCCGGUGAUAUCGAUGCGUUUAUGUUGAGAACAAAACUGAGAGAUUAUUUCAAUGACUCAAUGUGCUCACUCUGAGGAGCAAAAGAGACGUUUUUGUUGGAUUCUCAGUGCUGUCCGGAGACGUGAUGACUACCAGCGCUCGCGCCCUGUUCUUGGUAUUGCUGAGUGUGCUUCAGGCUAACGGCCAGACGGAGAUGAAGAGGGUAGUUGGAGACAAUGCCACACUGCCGUGCCACCAUCAGCUGUGGCAAGCCGACACUUCUCUACUGGACAUCGAAUGGAUGCUGCAUAAAUCCAGCACACGACAGAAAGUGGUGAUCACAUACUUUGCGGGUCGAAUCUACGACCCCAAUGAGAGCGAGGUGGGGCGGCUGUCCCUGGCGGGCGACUUCCUGAAGGGUGACGCUUCACUCAUGAUCAGCGACCUCUUGCUCACUGACUCUGGAGAAUACAUCUGCAAGGUUAAGAACGGUGGAAAGUACUACUGGAACACAGUCAACCUCAUCGUGCUCUUGAAGCCAUCCAAACCGCGCUGUUGGAUGGAGGGUCGACUGCUGGAAGGAAGUGAUGUCAGAAUGAGCUGUAAGUCCACAGAUGGUUCUGACCCCAUCAGCUACAAAUGGGAGAGAGUCCUGGACAAGGGAAAAUAUUCCAGGAAGCUCCCACCUUUGGCCCUCAUAGAUCUAAAGAAUCCUGAGAUUGUGACGUUGAGAAAUCUGACGAGGGAAAGCGCAGGCGUCUAUAAAUGCACCGCCAGCAAUGAUGUCGGGGAAGAGACAUGCACUCUAGAGGUCAAGGUUCACUAUGUCCGGGGCAUGGGUGUGGUGGCGGGCGCCGUGGUGGGCGUGUCCUUUGGUGUUCUCCUCAUCAUCCUCAUUGUCUGGCUUGUUUUUCGCAAAAAAGAGAAGAAGAAAUAUGAAGAGGAGGAAGCACCCAAUGAAAUAAGGGAGGAUGCAGAGGCUCCCAAAGCCAAACUUGUAAAGCCUAACUCUCUCUCCUCCUCCCGAUCUGGAAGUUCUCGCUCGGGGGCGUCCUCCACUCAGUCGAUGGUGCACAACAGCGCCCCCCGUGGCCCCAGACCUCGCCUACCCGUCGUAGCUGCUCUUAAAGAGGGUGGGCAGCCCGAAAACUACCCUCCGGUACCGCCCGCAUAUAACCACGUGGUUUCUAAACCUCCGGAGCCCAGAAAUAGCCCGAAACCCAGCCCAGCAAAGCUCGGCCCAGGCAACCUGACCAGGAUGGGCGCCACACCUGUGAUGAUCCCCGCCCAAACCAAGGCAUUCCAGACUGUUUAGGAAUACCUAUGGACCAAAUACACACACACAUACAGUAUAUAUAUAUAUAUAUAUAUAUAACACACACACAUGCACAUACACUACAUUGAGCGGAGAAGUCGAUUCCCAGAUCUGGUAACAGGAAAGUUCCUUAAGGAUUUCUCAUUUCUAUAUCCGUGGAAAACUCACAGAGGUGGUCAGGCCUUUUAAGGAAACAUAAUGACCCUCUGUUGGAAGUGAAUUUUUUUCUGCACAUCGCCGCCCUCUUAUAUCAAAGCUAUUUUUAUUUUUGCCGCUGAUGUGCACAUUGAAGUGGAAGGUGACCCCUUGUGGAGUGUAUGUAUUUUUAAAGGGUAAAGACAAGGAAAGAGGGGGGUUUCAGAGUAGAGGGCUAUGCCUUGUGUUUUUAUGUUGGGUUUGAACAAACGCAGCAGAGUUGAACAGAGAUAAAGCUCUGCCUUUACUCAGACAGACAGCCUGUCUACCUGACCACACUCUUACAGUCUACGCUUGGUUAAAACUGACAGCUACAGAAACUUGUGUAAGGACAAUUCUUUUUUGGCACCCAUGUGUAAACCCCCACAAGGAUUCACACCUGCCACUCAUUUCCUCAGCCAAUAAGCAUUUGCCAGGCAACCCCGCAGGUAUCACACCUCAACAGCCAAUAUCAUGACACCUACUGAGCGCAGAAACUACGACUGGCCCAAAACAAGAAGAACAACCAAAUUAACACACCACAGCAUAAAGAAUAAUAGUAGAUUUUUUUUUCUUCUCAUUUAAAUAAAUGUAAGUAUUCCAUAUUUAAUGGGUAUUUAUAAGAAUUCCAUAUAAAUAUUUCAGUUAAGUAUCAGUAUAUCUAAAAACCAUUUGUAACAUAUGUCAAGUUCUUUCCCUUUAAAGCAUUCAUUCACAGUUGGAAAUAUGUCUUCAUGAUUAUGCAAACAGUAAUGGGGUUGUUUGUGUCUAUUGGGAAAUCGUUUAGACGCUUGGCUCUUGGUUCCGGGUAUUUGCAAUUGAAAUCAUAUCUCUGGUUGGUGUAUCCCAUUGGAUGCAAGCUGGAUGUUGUUGCGUCAAGCUUAUUCUAUGCUGUUAGUUUGAAUUAAAUGGAUCUGUUAAUUUCUUGCUCUAUUGAAAUUAUUACAACGAAAAAAAUGGCCCACACAGAAAGCUACGCAGAAGUUCUUCACAUACUGCAUCCCUUGUGUUUCUUAUGAAAUAUUUUGGCUGAUUUGAUGUAUGCAUUAAUCUACCAAUAAGAAUGCAGUACUCUUAGCUCACUUUAAGACAUUUUACCAUGUUUAAAUCCAUUCCGCAGAUUUUCCAGCAAAAUCAGUGCCGAAUAAAAUGAAAUAGUCUGCAUAUUCUGUCUGGGCCUGCAAAGAAGCGAUCUUUUGAAUGUGUUUAUAUUGUAUAGCUGUCUAUUUUUGCGCACUUUUCUCUUACUCAACAAUUUAGUUUUAAAUUUUCUUUAUUUUUGAAUUUUUUAGGCAUUCUGUAGGUUAGAUGCAUUAAACUCUUUAAGUGCAGAUAAGAAUUCACUAUUUUACAAACAACAAUCUUUUUUGUAACCUAAUUGAAUAAGGUUAUUCUAAUGCCUUUGCUUAUAUACUUUCUAUUUUCCAUUGUUUUACCAUCUAAAAUUUUAAUACAAUUAAAUAAAUUGAAAUGCUUGAAGAGGCAUUCAUUCCCUGAACAGUACAGAACCAGCUGGACAAAUGUGCUUUGUGACCACAUUAGUAAAUAGCAGGGGGACGUAACAUGAAUGUCUCCCUGCAAAGAGUCAGUCUUGUUAUUUAUUUCUUCAGAAUAGACGAAGAAGAUCUAAAGUGAAAGAAAAUAUUUCAAGUGACAGAACAUGUGGAAAAUGCCCUUAAGGAAAGAACUAUGUCCUCUUCCCCAAAAACCUGGGAAUAUCUGUCCCUAUGUUGUGUGCAUGGAACAAGACUAAGAUGAUAGACAGAUUUUAUUCAGAAGUACUUGGCGAGGCAGAUGAACCAAAGGCUGACCUUUUUUUUUAUCUUUCAGAACUCUUAGGGCCAAUGCAAAAGUGCACAGGAUGUGCACCCAGUUUCAUUGAUUUGGCUUCAGCUCACAGCCUGCUUGAUUUUCUGAGUUUGAAAUCUAUUUCCAAACAGGGAAAGUGAGAAAAUGAAGUGAUAUUAGUCAAAAUACUUUCUCGCAACCUGCUGUUUCUGUACGGCUGAGUCUGCUGUUGAUAUGCGCUGAGAUGCAUGAUUCAGUUGAGUUUGUGUUCGGUCUGUCACAGCUGAACAGUUUGAAUGCUGAGCUCUGAUGUUAAACACCCUGCAUACAAUUACUUGAGAGAAUGUGCAUCUAAACACUGUUGGCAAUGGACCUGCAUGACACAGAUAGCUUAAGAAAGAUGAGUAUUUUGGCUAAGUGCUAAUAUCAGUACAUUAUAUACUAAGAAUCAUAUUAUAAAAAAGGGGGUUUUGGUAAAAAUGUUACUCAUGUAAAUAAGGGACAUUUGUAUUUACAUCAAAUAUCAUUAUAAAGUACAGAAUGAACAUUGAAUGAAAUAAUAUUUUGCACUUUGACAGCGGUGCUCUCUAUAGUUUAGUCUGGUCAGUCUGGAUUUGUUUAAGACUGCAUGAGUUAGGAAACCACGAGCCACACUUUUCUUCUAUCGCUUGGUAUUUUUUUUUUUUUAAACGUUACUGUCUUUGGUCAAAAGAAAAAAAAAUACAUGUACUGUACAUAUCUCCUUUCUUCAUUUCAGAUUUAUAUUUGUACAGGAUCUUAAUGAGAUUUCCUUUGGUUUGUAAUAAAGCAUUCAAUGGCA
Molecule: messenger RNA, 4215 nt
Organism: Myxocyprinus asiaticus (Chinese sucker)
Lineage: Eukaryota; Metazoa; Chordata; Actinopteri; Cypriniformes; Catostomidae
Product: CXADR-like membrane protein
Exons: 7
Coding region: 264-1433 (389 amino acids)
Cellular component (GO): cell surface; membrane; cytoplasmic microtubule
Source: RefSeq, a predicted model, not a curated record